AUAUUCUCUAAACUUGAUAAUUUCUACCAAAAACGUGGGCUUUGAUCCGCCCUGAGGAGCCUUCAAGUGUAGCUCAAAAAGAAUGAAGGCUAAUAAUCUAUUGAUGAAACUUCUUCACGUAGUCUGAGGUAACUCUUUCUAGCUCCAUGGAAACAUAGAGAAAAAAGUCGUGCUUCAAAUCACGAUCUGUUAAUGCACCGGAACCACUAAUUGCAGCCCAUUAGCUAAUUUAUUUGCUUAAAAUGGAAAGGGAGCAAGCAUAAUAAAUAAAAGAAGGCUACCCGAGAUGUCAAGUGUGAGAGUGCCCAAGAUGGCGGCCCGGUUCUUCACGCGUUUGAAGAGCUUAGCGCCUCAACCAAAAUAUUGCCAAAAAGUCCGCUCAACUUAUAUAACUGUUCCUACAAAAAGCUCGUGUGAUUCGCGGAUUACACCUAUUAGUUGCGCAUGUGGUCAUUUGCGGUAUUUCAGCGCUGGAAAGAGGGUUUUCCCUUCUCGCUCUGCAAGUAGACGGUGUGUAGUGGAAAAGCGUGGUUGCAUAAGACCAGUGCGCUGUUGCACGUAUGGAGCAAACUCUGACAGAAAUAACAGGUGUUACUCCACAUCAAUUGGCAGCAAGGAGUCCUAUGAUGCAGAAGCUAAUGUGAAGCUUAGACUAUCUGGACUAUGUGGAAGAAUAAAACAUGAGCUGAAUACAUCUGUUAAAACUUUACAGAGGGUCUCCCAUUAUUACUUUGAUGGCAAAGGAAAAUAUAUAAGACCUAGAAUAGUCUUGCUAAUGGCGGCUGCUACCAACUACCAUUCACACAGAUCACGAGUUAUUUUGCACGACCAGGAGACUGCAGCAAUGAUCAGCGAAAUGAUCCACACUGCAAGCUUAAUACAUGAUGACGUCAUAGACAGGGCAGACACCAGACGUGGCAAAGUAGCUAUCAAUCUUAUGUAUGGUGAUAAAAACUGUAUUCUUGCUGGAGACUAUAUACUCUCCCGUGUAUCACUGGCUAUAGCAAGAUUUGGAAAUGUGGAAGCUGUUAAACUAUUGGCAGAAAUUGUUGAUGAAUUAGUAAGAGGUGAAUUCAUGCAGCUUGGUUCAAAAGAAAACCCAGACGAGAGGUUUACACAUUACCUUAAGAAAACCUACAAGAAAACUGCAAGUCUUAUAGCUUGCUGCUGCAAAACAGCAGUCUUACUAGGGGACUCACCCCCAGACAUACAAGACAUUGCAUUCCAAUAUGGCAGGAAUGUUGGUAUAGCAUUUCAGCUUGUAGAUGAUGUCCUAGACUUUGUAUCCAGCAAACAAGAGAUGGGUAAAGCCACUGCAGCAGACCUUAAACUUGGACUAGCUACUGCUCCAGUGUUGUUUGCAUGUGAAAAGUUCCCUGAUCUGAACUCUUUGGUGAUGCGGCGUUUUAAAGAGCCUGGUGAUGUAGAGCAAGCAUUUGAUGCUGUCUAUCAGAGUGAUGGGAUCUCACGAACAUACGACCUCGCUAAUCAGUACGCCAAAGAGGCCUUGCGUCAAGUCAACAAACUCGACUCCUCCCCUGAGCGUCAAGCAAUCAUCAACAUAACACACAAAAUAUUGAACAGAAGAAACUAGCGCAUGUUAGCACCGCUAUUCUAUUGCGAGGACCGCCAUAUUGAACAGAAGAAACUAGGGUAUUCCCGUAACAUCCCUCCAUCUGUUUCACACUACAAACACAGCUGGCGCCAAAGUAUGCAUCGGGUUUUUAUCGGAGUCACCAGAACAACAACCAUUUUUAUCCACUUUUCAAAUGGAGAUAUCAAGAAAUUGUGCGAAAAUUAAUAACAUUAUAUGAAGACCAUUUCCUCGUUCGCCAUUUCGAAAACGCCUGAGCACCGUGAAAACUAAAAGCCGUUACCAUCAGAAGCCUCUAUUCCGUGUGGUUUUCGCCAGCUUAUCAUAGAGAGCCUGUAAGAAAAGGAGUGAAAGAAAAGGGCAAUACAUUGGGUACAAUACUAGUUUAAAUUUUGCUGUAAGACAUUUUAAUUCAAAAGCUAAAAGAGAUUGGUUAUCGAAUGUAAAGACAAUUUUCCUUGUAAUAUAAAACCAUUGCUUUUUAUUUAUGUCCACACUUAAGAUUUAUAAUAAAUACAAGAUAAUUAA
Messenger RNA from Nematostella vectensis (starlet sea anemone), 2122 nucleotides. RefSeq names its product all trans-polyprenyl-diphosphate synthase PDSS1. Gene Ontology annotation, cellular component: mitochondrion; transferase complex. NCBI's taxonomy places the organism in Eukaryota, Metazoa, Cnidaria, Anthozoa, Actiniaria, Edwardsiidae. Gene Ontology annotation, biological process: ubiquinone biosynthetic process; isoprenoid biosynthetic process. The transcript is spliced from 10 exons. Gene Ontology annotation, molecular function: prenyltransferase activity. Bases 287 to 1594 code for a protein of 435 amino acids. The record is from RefSeq and is a predicted model, not a curated record.